AGGGGGAUUAUAGCAGCUAGGUCCACAUAAGAGCCCAGCCCACCAGGCAUUUGCUCUGAAUGCCCUAUGGCCAGUCCGGGCCACUAACCGUACUGACGAGACUACUCCGAUCAUCUGCCUGAGUGAAGAGCUUUAGGUUAUCAGACAGGGGGUAUCAGAGAGCUGGCGGUAGUGUGUGCUGCGUCAAUGAAGACUUAAUGUGUGUCACACAAGCCACUGCUGACUCUUUAAGAAGGUGUGCUGUUUGAAUGCUGGUGCACAGGGCACUUACAGGAUAUACUGGGUUACUGGACCAGUGGCUGAAGCUCAGAAAAGUUUUAACUGGUGAGAUGAGCUGGUCAUUUUUGAGGGAUAUACUUAGCGGAGUCAAUAAGUACUCCACAGGAAUUGGGAGGGUCUGGCUUUCGGUUGUUUUUAUUUUCCGCCUGUUGGUUUAUGUGGUGGCAGCAGAACAUGUGUGGAAAGAUGAACAAAAGGACUUUGAAUGCAACAUCCGACAACCAGGCUGUGAAAAUGUUUGCUUCGACCACUUCUUUCCCAUCUCCCAGGUGAGGCUUUGGGCCUUACAACUAAUUAUGGUGUCAACACCAUCACUUCUUGUUGUUCUACAUGUUUCAUACAGAGAAAGCAGAGAGAAAAGGCAUAAGAAGAAAUUAUAUGAUAACACAGGCAGCAUGGAUGGUGGUUUAUGGUGCACAUAUGUUGUAAGCCUCAUCUUCAAAACCUUGUGUGAGUUUGGCUUUCUCUUACUAUUUUAUAAGCUAUAUGGUGGUUUCCAUGUACCACGCCUGGUAAAAUGUGAUAUGGAUCCCUGUCCCAAUCUUGUUGACUGCUAUAUCUCAAAGCCUACAGAGAAGACAAUUUUUCUCUACUUUGUGGUGGUAACAUCAGGCCUCUGUAUUGUCCUUAAUAUUACAGAGUUAGUGUACCUUAUUUUUAAAUAUUUAUCAAAAUUCUGCGUAAAAAGAUAUUUGGGAAGAGUGACUUCAUCAAACUGUCAGUGCACAAAUGAAGUAAAAUCCAACCAAAAAGAAACGUUCAUUUCACCUCCAUUGCAACAGACUGUCCAUGAUAUCCCUGAAGGGGUUCAACCUACUGAAUAAACACAAAUCAGUUAUUAUUUUAUCUAUUGUUAUUCAGAAAUCUAUUUUUUUUUUUUACAUUGUGAAGCAUGUUUUUGUACAGAUUAUUUAUAUUGUCUUAAACUAUUCCAUUGUAUGUAACCCUGUAUACUAUUUAUAGCCACUUAAAGGGACAUGAAACCCAAAAUGUUUCUUUCAUAAUUCAGAUAGAGCAUACAAUUUUAGUGAACUCUCCAAUUUAUUUUUAUCAUAUGUGCUUCAUUCUCUUGGUAUAAUUUGUUGAAGGAGCAAUGCACUACUGGGAGCUAGCAAAUGACAAGAGUCAUAUAUGUGCAGCCAUCAAUCAGAAGCUUGCUCCCAGAAGUACAUUGCUAUUCCUGGGCCUAUUAGGUAUGCUUUUCUGCACAGGAUACCAAGAGAACAAAGCUAAUUAGAUAAUAGAAGUAAAAGAGAACGUUGAUUAAAUUGAAUGCUCUAUCUGACUUUACUGUCUCUUUAAAGAUAUAUUGAACUAUUCUAAUUGGUUUAAUGUGACAGGAGCGUCCGUCUCCAAAAGAGAUGUGGAAAUUGCCCUUAUCUUACAGUGAGCAUUAAUAAAGCUAAAAAGAGCUUUUACAAAACAUUUUAGCAUUUUAAUCCCUGCUCUUUUAUAUACAUGGUAGAAAAGUUUGACUAGAAUGUUCCUUUAAUUUAUUUCUUUAGCAAACACUGAAGGCUGCAAUAUCAUCUUUAGCAAUGGUUCCCAAUAGCAGCACUUGAAACCUUUUUUUUAUCACAGUCAUACAUGUAUCUUAAUCUUAAUAGUUUAGCAGAUUAUCCUUAAAUCUUCAUUUACUAGUUGUCCUUAAGAAAUUCUAUGUAAAAUCUCUUUUUUAUUAUUAUUAUUAUUAUAAGGACAUAAAAUCAUUCUUUGCUAUUGCUUAAACAGAAGUACUUGCUUGGCAUCCAAAAAAUGCACAUUUUAGUGCUGUAAUUAUUGAUCUUUAAUGUACAGUAAUAGAAUAGUCAGAUAGAGUUAAAGGGACAGUAUACUGUAAAAUAGUUUUUCCCUUAAUGUGUUUACAAUUGCUUUUUUUACCAACUGCAGAGUAAAACAUGUAUGAAAAUUAGCUUUUUAAGGUGUAUUUCUGUAUAUUAAAGCUCUGAUUUUGUGUUUUGAAGCCACAACCUAAUAAAAUGGGUUGAGCUUGUAGGUAUAAUCAGAUCUCAUUACUGUAUCACAUUGUGCACAUAUACCUGCUUCUUUAUCUUAUAUCUGUCCAUAAAAACAAUCACCAGUACCUUGAGAGAACAAUGGAAAAUCAACAUUGUAUUACCUUAUCUCUGCUAUAUCCAACUGGGAGUGUAAUUUCUUCUGCUGGCUGUGUUUACAAAGCUUAUCUAUAGCUGGUACGCGCGGCCACAAACUUUCAGAAUAGGUGGGGAUACCACAUGCUAAAUCAACCAUUUCAAAUGCCAAUAUAAGGGUAAAGGAGCUACUUGUAAACAAUUUAAUACACUCCAGCAGGUAAAGUGGAUCAUUGGGAACAAAUUAAAGGGGAGAAAUUUUUUGAAUAAACUGUCCCUUUAAUGUGAUUUAAAGGGACAUAAAAAGUGACACUAAAGUCAAAUAGAACAUGCAUAAAAACAUUAAAAAAAAAAAACACCUUCUGAGGCACAAGCGCCUAUUGAACAUGUGCAAGAGAUCAUAGUGUAUUCAUAUAUGAGUUUGAUUCGCUGAUUUCUGUCACAUGAUAGUGGGGCAGGGAAAUAUAAAAAAAAUUGUCAUAAAAAAUAGACUGCUCAUUUAAAGUUCAGAGUUAUUACUAUUGCAUUGUCCCAUUUGUAUUUUCUGAUCAUGCAAUUCUACUGUAUUUAAUGGUCCUUUAAAUAGCUCUUCCUUUUAUGUUAAAAUGUGCUUGUCCAACUCUCCCUAAAAUAUAAUAGAAACACAUUAUUUACAACCAAGCCCAUACACUGUUUUUAGUUUCUAAAAAAUAUUUGGUUUUUAUAUUUGUGUUAGUUUUUAAUGUGGGAAAUGCUAAUACCUUUUUAUUUUUGUACUGUUUAAUAAAUGUUUAACUCUACAUAGGUAAAAUAUAUAUAUUUUUUCUGCAUUAGUAUUUACUUUAAAUUUAAUAUUGUUUAUAGUGUAAAUUGUACCCAGGGAUGAGACUGUUUGUAUUAAAACACAUGACUCAUUGGUA
This is a messenger RNA of Bombina bombina (fire-bellied toad), 3268 nucleotides long. RefSeq names its product gap junction protein beta 7 (gene GJB7). The transcript is spliced from 3 exons. Lineage: Eukaryota; Metazoa; Chordata; Amphibia; Anura; Bombinatoridae. Gene Ontology annotation, cellular component: connexin complex. The coding region runs from base 249 to 1103 and encodes 284 amino acids. Gene Ontology annotation, biological process: cell communication. The record is from RefSeq and is a predicted model, not a curated record.